AUGGCUGCACCGCACUACCGCAAAGUCGAGCUACAAUCUCCAGCAGAUUUCACCUAUCUAUAUGCAAACACGGUCGCCCUCUCCCGGCAAAAAUUGGACUUGAAUCUACCCCCUUCCGCAACAAACGAUGACAAGCCAGACCCGAUGCGCGAGCGCGUGCGGGAAUUGGUUGACGAGUACAUAACCCGCACCUUCACAACAGCCUCCUCUUCAAUUAGCAUCAACGGCCUAGACUCCUCAUCCCCGGCCUUCCCCUUCCCCGCGGCCUUCACCGCACCGGAAACGGUCGAAUACGAACCCUUCGAUUCAGAACUCGCCUCGCGCGUAAGCACUCUCUACGCCCAACUCGAAUCUCUCACGACGACUGUCGCGCAAUUACGGCGCGAAGCACCCCGGAAGGCGGCCAAGGCAUAUUCAGCUCAGUUGGCGGGGUUAAUCGAAGAGGAGAGCAAGGACGAGGGCGAGGGCGCGGAUGGAGAUGAGAAUGACGAUGCAGAGGAUCACGACGACACGCAGAACGAAAAGCCCGACGCUAUGGAUGUCGAUACCGAACCCGCAUCUGGAUCGGCAUCUACGAAACACCAUCGUGCUCGACAUCCCCGUCGUCCCCGUCCCAAUCCAGCUUGGAAUAUAGACGUCCCCCUCGGCACGAACGAAGAAGCCGAGCGUUGGCGGAACGGGGAUAUGGCCGAGGUAUACGAGAAUGCGUUACGAACCCUGCAACGAUUGCAGGGUGAAGGCGAUAGCGAGGGUGGAGGCGAAGCUGGGUCGGAAGGGAAUGCGUUGGCGACGACGGUGGGCAAGGCUGAGAGGGCGGCACGGGCAGCUGAGGUUGUGGAGAGUAUGUGA
Messenger RNA from Penicillium brasilianum, 849 nucleotides. NCBI's taxonomy places the organism in Eukaryota, Fungi, Ascomycota, Eurotiomycetes, Eurotiales, Aspergillaceae. The record is from the annotation of a GenBank genome assembly.